Molecule: messenger RNA, 3597 nt
Organism: Jaculus jaculus (lesser Egyptian jerboa)
Lineage: Eukaryota; Metazoa; Chordata; Mammalia; Rodentia; Dipodidae
Product: zinc finger protein 268-like
Exons: 5
Coding region: 213-2807 (864 amino acids)
Biological process (GO): regulation of transcription by RNA polymerase II
Molecular function (GO): RNA polymerase II cis-regulatory region sequence-specific DNA binding; DNA-binding transcription factor activity, RNA polymerase II-specific
Source: RefSeq, a predicted model, not a curated record
CUUCCGCUGUCCCGGGCCUUUGUCGCUGGUCGGCCACCUUGGGUCUGCGCCCGGCCGCGUUCUUACCUGGAUUCGGGGCUUUGGGUCCUGGGCUCGGUGGCCUGGGCCACAGGGCUGCCGCCACGAUGGAAACUUGAACUUUUCCAGAAUUCCCUCUGAAACUUUGCUGCUGUGGGAUCAAGAGAGGACACUUUAUACCCCAGGAUCUAGAAAUGGAGUUGGUGUCAUUUGAAGAUAUAGCUGUGGAUUUCUCCUGGCAAGAAUGGCAAUACCUUGAUAUUGUUCAGCAAACCCUUUAUAGGGAUGUGAUGCUAGAAAACUACAACAGCCUUGUGUGCUUGGGGCACUGUAUGAGCAAACCAGAGUUGAUCUUCAAGUUAGAGCAAGGAUAUGCACCAUGUAGUGUACCAGAAAGCUCAGCUCAGAGGCAUCCAGCAGAACUAAAACCUCAAGUGAGUAUCUAUUAUACAAAGCCUCAUGAAUAUAAACAAUUCCAGAAAUUUGUCUGUCACAAGUUACAUCCCACUCAUCAGAAUGCUCAGACAUGUGAGGAACCAUAUGAAGGUGAUGGAUGUGAGAAAUCUGUCUUCGGGAAGUCACAACUCACUCUUCACCAGAGAACUCGUACAGUUGGGAAGCCAUAUGGCUGUGGGGAUGCUUUUCUGAAGAAGACAAAUUUCACCAUUCAUCAGAGAACACAUACAGGUGAGAGGCCACCUGAAUGUAAUGAAAAUAAGAAUACUUUUCUGAAGAAGUCAGGUCUCAAUAAUCAGAGAACUCAUUUGGGUGGCAAACUGUAUGAAUGCAAUGGAUGUGGAAAUGCUUUCUUCUCUAAGUCACAACUAAGUGUGCAUCAGAAAACUCACACAGAUGAGAAGCCAUAUGCAUGUAAUAGAUGUGAGAAAACUUUCUUUCAGAAGUUACAACUCACCAUUCAUCAGAGAACCCAUAUAGAUGAAAAACCAUAUGAAUGUAAUGAAUGUGGGAAAGCUUUCUCUCAUAAGUCACAAUUCUACAUUCAUCAGACAACGCAUACAGGUGAGAAACUGUAUGACUUUCGGAAAAGUUUUUACCAGCAGUCAGACUUUACUGUGUAUCACAGAACUCAUGUAGGAGGGAGACCCUAUAAAUGUCAUAGAUGUGGGAGAAUGUUCUUGACUAAGUCAGCCUUCAUUAUACAUCAGAGAACGCACACAGGUGAGAAGCCAUAUCAAUAUAAUGAAUGUGGGAAAUCAUUUCAUAUUAGGAAGGCAAAUCUCACUCUUCGUCAGAAUACUGAUGCAGAUGAGAAACAGUAUGAAUGUAAUGAAUGUGGAAGAGGUUUCUUUUAUAAGUCACAACUCACUGCACAUCAGACAAUUCAUACAGGUAAGAAACCAUAUGAAUGUACUGAAUGUUUGAAAGGUUUCUCUCACAAGUCAUCCCUCGCCAUUCAUCAGAGAAUACAUACAGGUGAGAAACCAUAUGAAUGUACUGAAUGUUUGAAAGGUUUCUCUCGGAAGACAUACCUCGCCGUUCAUCAGAGAAUACAUACAGGUGAGAAACCAUAUGAAUGUAAUAAAUGUGAGAGAGCUUUCUAUCGUAAGUCACACUUCAUUAGUCAUCAGAGAACACAUACAGGUGAGAAACCAUAUGCAUGUAAUGAAUGUGGGAAAGCUUACUGCAGUAAGUCAGCAUUCAAUGUGCAUCAGAAAACUCACACAGGUAAGAAACCAUAUGAAUGUAAUGAAUGUUCGAAAGCUUUCCUUAGUAAGUCACACCUCAUCAUUCAUCAGAGAACACAUACAGGUGAGAAACCAUAUGGUUGUAAUGAAUGUGAGAAAGUUUUCUCUAAUAAAUCAAACCUCAUCGUUCAUCAGAGAACACAUACAAGUGAGAAGCCAUAUGAAUGUAAUGAAUGUGAGAGAGCUUUCUAUCGUAAGUCACACUUCAUUAUUCAUCAGAGAACACAUACAGGUGAGAAACCAUAUGAAUGUAAUGAAUGUGGGAAAGCUUUCUUCCACAAGUCAGGACUCAGUGUGCAUCAGAAAACUCACAAAGGUGAGAAACCAUACAAAUGUAAUGAAUGUGAGAGAGCUUUCUCUUGUAAGUCACACCUCAUCAACCAUCAGAAAACACAUACAGGUGAGAAACCAUAUGGAUGUAAUGAAUGUGAGAAAAUUUUCUCUUAUAAGUCAUACCUCAUUAGCCAUCAGAGAACACAUACAGGUGAGAAACCAUAUGAAUGUAAUGAAUGUGAUACAAGAUUCUCUCGCAAGUCAAAACUCACCAUUCAUCAGAGAAUACAUACAGGUGAGAAACCAUAUGGAUGUAAUGAAUGUGAGAAAGCUUUCUCUAAUAAAUCAAAUCUCAUCAGUCAUCAGAGAACACAUACAGGUGAGAAGCCAUAUGAAUGUAAUGAAUGUGAGAAAGCUUUCUCUCAUAAGUCACACCUCACUACUCAUCAGAGAACACAUACAGGUGAGAAACCAUAUGAAUGUAAUAAAUGUGGGAAAGGUUUCACUUCUAGGGCACAACUCACCAUCCAUCAGAGAAUACAUACAGGUGAGAAACCAUAUGGAUGUAAUGAAUGUAAGAAAGGUUUCAUUUCUAAGUCACAACUCACCAUCCAUCAGAGAACACAUACAGGUGAGAAACCAUAUGGAUGUAAUGAAUGUAAGAAAGGUUUCUCUUUUAAGUCUCACCUUAUCAUGCACCAGAGAACACAUACAGGUGAGAAACCAUAUGGAUGUAAUGAAUGUAAGAAAGGUUUCUCUCAGAAAUCACACCUCAUCAUUCAUCAGAGAACACAUACAGGUAAACCAUAGGGAUCUAACGAAUGUGAGGCAAGUUUCUCUUGUAAAUCAUAAUUACCACUCAUCAGAGAACACAUACAGGUGAGAAACCAUAUGGAUGUAAUGAAUGUGAAGAAACUCUCUACCAAAAGUUACAACUCAUCAUUCAUCAAUGAAGACAUACAGGUGAGAAACUGUGUAAAUAUAAUGAGUGUAGGAGAGCUUUCAAGUUACUUCACAUCAGAAAAUUUACACAGGUGCAAAAACAUAUGCAUGCAAUAGAUGUGAAAAAUCUUUCUUCUGGAAAUCACACCACACCACAUUUGGGUGAUAAAUCAAAGGAAUGUAAUGAAUGUUGUAAAGCUUUCUUCUUCAAGUCACCACUCACCAUACAUCAGCAAAUUUACACAGUUGGGAAGCUGAAUAAAUAUGUGAAAACUCUCUUGUGGAAGUCACACCUUAUCAUUCAUCACAAAACACAGAGUUGCGAAGCCAUAUUAAUGUAUUGAAUGUGAAAAAGCUUUCUUCUGGAAGUCAAACUUAACUAUAUACCAGAGAAUCCAUACUGAUGAUAACCCAUAAGAAUGUGUUUAAUGUAGCAAAGCUUUCUUCAAGUCACUAGUCACUGUACAUUAGGAGCUCGUUCAGUUGAGUCAUAUGGGUAUAAUAAAUGUAAAAUGGUUAUCUACUGGAAAUUUGCUUAGGAGCCCUGUGAAUAUAAAGAAUGCAAAGGAAAAUUUCACUGCAAGUCAUACAUCACUGUACAUGAGAGAACUCAUACAAGUGAGAUAUCUUGCAAAUAAAGAACAAAGCUAUCAUCUUC